This is a messenger RNA of Spinacia oleracea (spinach), 1101 nucleotides long. RefSeq lists its product as uncharacterized. Bases 1 to 1101 code for a protein of 366 amino acids. NCBI's taxonomy places the organism in Eukaryota, Viridiplantae, Streptophyta, Magnoliopsida, Caryophyllales, Amaranthaceae. The record is from RefSeq and is a predicted model, not a curated record. The transcript has 3 exons.
AUGGAUAGAGGUUCUAGACUGACUGAUGAACACGGGAGGAAAUUAGAUUGCUCUUUCACAGUUGAGGAUAUCAAGAGGGUUCUAGAUGCUAUCCCUAGCUCCAAAGCUCUUGGAAUGGAUGGUUUUAAUAGCUAUUUCUUCAAAGAAGUUUGGGGUACCAUCAAAGAGGAUGAUAUUGUGAAAAUGAAUAGGAACAGUCAGCAUGUCCCUUGUUGCUUGAUGAAACUAGACCUGCAAAAAGCCUAUGAUACUGUUGAUUGGAACUUCUUGGAGGAAGUUAUGACUAACUUGAGUUUUCCUACUCAUUUCAUUCAGCUAGUUAUGACUUGCCUCACCACCACUCAGUAUUCAGUUUUGAUAAAUGGUGUUCCAACAGAGUUGAUUCAACCAACCAGAGAGGUGAUCCAAGUGUUUUUUUUUGUGAUGUUGGAGGGGUUUAAGCUUUUCUCUAGUACAACUGGCUUGCAAGUAAAUGCAGCCAACUCCUCUAUUUACUGUUGUGGUAUCAGCCAAGCAGAUAAAGAAACAAUCAGUCAUUUAUCUGGGUUUAAGUUUGGCACUCUUCCUUUCAAAUACUUGGGGGUUCCCAUUAGCACUGGCAAGCUCAAAAGUUGUGAAUGUGAAGCCCUUGUGGAAAAAAUGACUCUAAGAAUUAAAAUCUGGAGUUCUAGGCAUAUCUCAUUUGCUGGAAGAAUUCAGUUGAUUAACUCAGUUUUGAUGAGCAUUUGUGUUUAUUGGGCACAAAUGUUCAUUUUCCCCAAAGCUGUACUGAAAAAGAUCAAUGUUAUAUGCAGAUCCUACCUUUGGCAUGGUUCUUAUGAUGAUGGUAGACCUGGUGCAGUGGCAUGGGAUAAGCUUUGUUGGCCUAAAUCUCAUGGUGGUCUAGGUUUCAGAAACCUCCUCUUGUGGAAUCAAGCUGCAAUGGGUAAGCUGGCUUGGGCAGUGGCAAAGAAACAAGAUAAUCUCUGGGUCAGAUGGGUGCAUGCAGUUUAUGUCAAGAGAAAAGUGUGGGCUGAGUUCACCCCCUCCUCCACAACAAGUUGGGUGGUGAAGUAUAUUUGUCAAGUCAAACACUGGUGCAAUUUGAGAUUCUCAGCUUAG